AUGUGGAUUAGUAUUUAUAGCUUCGAAAUUAUAUAAACUGUUCAUACCAAAUUGAUAAACAGUUUCUAGAAAAACGUUUCGAAGAGAGAUAAAAUCAUCAUGCGAACUCUUAUCGUCUUAUUCGCGGUUUUAGCCGUGGCUAUCGCUAACCCUCUACCGCUCGUGCAGCUUAUUGUGAACAUCGAAGCACAAGAACCCGGCAGUCCAAUCAUACCCAGACCUAUCCCAGAAGACACAGAACUAGAAGUGAUCCCUCCGGAUCAGAUCCAGCUGCCGCACCCUCAACCCAACCCAUCACCGGUGGUUCUACCAGAGCCAGUGAUUCCUGGAGGUAUCGUGCCCGAACCUGUGCAGCUGCCGGCGCCUGUCAUCCCAGGAGUCAUCCUUCCUGCGCCGCUUCCGCAACCCGUGUUCCCAGAUGUCAUUAUACCAGUACCCGUUAUUGCCCCAUAACUUCUAAAAUAUAGUUGACUUUGAAUCUGAGUAUAUAUAUUUUAUCA
Messenger RNA from Papilio xuthus (Asian swallowtail), 500 nucleotides. Its product is annotated as tetra-peptide repeat homeobox protein 1-like. Lineage: Eukaryota; Metazoa; Arthropoda; Insecta; Lepidoptera; Papilionidae. Bases 100 to 453 code for a protein of 117 amino acids. The record is from RefSeq and is a predicted model, not a curated record. The transcript is spliced from 2 exons.